This is a messenger RNA of Melampsora larici-populina 98AG31, 549 nucleotides long. RefSeq lists its product as uncharacterized. The record is from RefSeq and is a predicted model, not a curated record. The coding region runs from base 1 to 549 and encodes 182 amino acids. NCBI's taxonomy places the organism in Eukaryota, Fungi, Basidiomycota, Pucciniomycetes, Pucciniales, Melampsoraceae. The transcript is spliced from 2 exons.
AUGAUCAGUGAUAUACUGCCUGGACAGGUCUUUCCCAAAGGGCCUACCCCUGCCGUGCAGUUUGUUGAGAAGGGAUGGCCUAUUCAAAUUUGGCAGGAUGAUGCUAAUUCACUCAUCAAGACUUAUCAAAUCGCCAAGGGGUUCCGUGGUUGUACCAAUUUGUUGAAGAGGAAUUGGCUAAGCGAUAUCGACAACGGUUAUUUCAAACUUGAGAAGAUCGAUCCUGCGGAAUCACUCAUACCUACUAGCAAUAUCAUCAAUCAUUCAAUUACAAAAACACCCUUGAAAAAUAAACCCUCAAGUCCCUCCGAUCCAAUUCUUUCAGCUGAUGAUGCUACUGACCACCCUACCAAAAAAAGGAAACGAAAGAUGAAAGAAGCAAAAGAAAAAAUUGUGAAGAAAAGGAAGAAAGAAAAGGAUGAUGAAGAAAUUGAGUCAUCAGAAAUCGAGGACAUCAAUUUCCCAAGUAGCGAUGAAUUUUCAGAGGAUAGUGAUGAUUUCAAAGGGGAUUCGGGUUCUUCUUCCAGCUCUGAAAAUGAUGAUGUCUAA